Paramecium octaurelia is the source of this 2240-nucleotide messenger RNA. Lineage: Eukaryota; Ciliophora; Oligohymenophorea; Peniculida; Parameciidae. The record is from the annotation of a GenBank genome assembly.
AUGGUUAGAUUAGACGAGGGAUUAGAAUAAUUUAAUUCAUAUAUUCAGAAAAAUUGUGGAAAUACAGAUAAUUAAUAAUAGAAAGGUAGAGUUAACUUUUAAUAUUUUUAUAGUUGAUGAGUUAAUUGAAAGCUAUAGAUUGGAAGAAGCAUUAGAAUAUUAUAAUUUAGAUAUUGAGAAACACCCUGAAAAUUCAGCCUAUAUUCAGAAUCAAGGUAUACUAACUCUGCUUAUUGCUUAGCUAUCAUCUUAUUUAAAAUGAAUAGGGUUAAAGAAGCAUUUAAAUAUUAUAAUUAGGCUCGUUAGUUCGAUCCUAAAUAUCUAACCUAUAAUUAUAACGAAGGUAUACUUUAUUCGGCAUAUUUACAAAGCGGUUUCUUUAGUGAAAAUGAAUAGUUUGUGUGAAGCGUUAGAAUACUUUAACUUUGCUAUAUAGAAUAAUCCUGGAAAUGAAGAAUGUUACAAUUAUAAAGGUAAAUUAACUCUGCAUUUCCUUAGCGAGUAUUUUAGAUGAAAUGGGUAGAUUUGAAGAGGCGCUGAAAAAUUAUGAUUUAGCCAUUUAGAAAAAUCCUCAAAAUUCACAUUUUUAUAGUAAUAAAUGUAUACAUAAUUUUUUAUUUUAUAUAGCAAACACUUUACGGAAAAUGAAUAGAUUGAAAGAAGCAUUUGAAUAUAAUAAUAUCUCUAUUUAAAUAAACCCUGAAAAUUCAGUAUAUUAUUACCAUUAAGGUAAAGUAAUCUUUCCAUAUUUUCUUAGCCAUCACCUUAGAAUUAAUGGGGAGACUGAAUGAGGCAUUAGAAUUUUGUGAAUUUGCUAUUAAUAAGAACCCUAAAAAUUCCGAAUAUUUAGGAUAUAAAGGUAUGAUAAGUUCAGUUUAUCUUCUUAGCUAACAUUCUAAGUAAAAUGAAUAGAAGGGGAGAUGCAUUGAAAUAUUAUCGUUUGGCUAUUUAAUUAAACCCUGAAAAUCCAAAAUAUUAUCAUGACUAAGGUAGAGUUAGUUCUUUAAUUUUUUAGCUAUCAACUUAUUAGAAAUGGGGAGAUUGGUCGAAGCAUUGCUAAAUCAAGAUUCAGCAAUUAUGAGAGAUCCAGAAAAACAUAAGUAUUACAAUAACAAAGGUAAUAUUAAAUUUUAUCUUUAAAUAGCUGCUAUUUUACAAAGAAUGAAUAAACCAAAUGAAGCAUUAGGAAAUAAUGAUUUGGCUAUUUAGAAAAACCCUGAAAAUCCAGACUAUUAUUUCAACAAAGGUUGAUUUACUUCUAUAUAUUUAAAAAGCUACCACUUUAGUAUAAUUGAAUAGAUUAGUAGAAGCUUUGGAAUAUUAUGAUAUAGCAAUUUAAAAAAACCCUGAAAAUGCAGAUUAUUAUUUCAGCAAAGGUUGAGUUACCAUAUAUUUAAAAGCGACUACAUUAGAUUAAUUGAAUAAAUUAGAAGAAGCGUUAACAUAUUAUGACUUUUAUAUUGGUAAACACCAUAAAAAUUCGAACUAUUAUGAAUAUAAAGGUACUAUUAAUGUUGAUAUAGCGAAAACUUAUUAUAAUUUUUUAUCUUUUUCUAAUAAUGAAGUUGAAUAGAUAGGAAGAAGCAUUGAAUUAUUAUAAUUAAGCUAUUUAAAUAAACCCGAAAAAUUCCCACUAUUAUAAUAAUAAAGGUAUAUUAACUUUUCUGAUAUGCAUAGCGAUUGCCUUAUUUAACUGAAUAGAUUUGAAGAAGCAUUAGAAUAAUAUGAAUUAGCUAUUAAGGAAGACCCUCAAAAUUCAGAAUAUAUUUCAAACAAAUGUAAACUUAACUUUGGAUAUUUACAAAGCGUCUACCUUAUAUAGCAUGAAUAGAUUUGAAGAGGCACUAUAAGGUUAUGAAUAAGCCAUUUAGAUUAACCCUGAAUAUUCCGCCUAUUUUAACUCUAAAGGUAUAUUAACUUUGUAUUUGUACAUAGCGAUUACUUUAGUUAAAUUGAAUAGAUUAGAAGAAGCAUUAUAAUAUUAUGAUUUAGCGAUAGAAAAAACCCCUGAAAAUCCUGAGUAUUUUAAUGAAAAAGGUAUAUUAACUUUAUAUCUGCAAACAGCUACUACUUUAGAUAGAUUGAAUAGAUUAGAUGAAGCAUUAUCAAAUUAUGAUUAGGCAAUUUCGAAAAACAGGACUAAUUCUGAGUAUUUUGAUAAUAAAGGUAACAACCUGUUUUCAUUAUAAACAGCGGCUAUUUUAGAUAAAAUGAAUAAAUUUGAGGAGUCUUUCUUCUGA